Molecule: messenger RNA, 649 nt
Organism: Lactuca sativa (garden lettuce)
Lineage: Eukaryota; Viridiplantae; Streptophyta; Magnoliopsida; Asterales; Asteraceae
Source: RefSeq, a predicted model, not a curated record
GGUAGCUAUCUAUGGGAUUUUACUUAUGUUGACCUUGAGGAUACGUGGAGUAAGAUACAUCAUUAUUUAUCACUUCCUCAGCGUGGUCAAACUUUAAAGUAUUCCGUCUCAGGAUUUACGGCUCCAAUUAGGGUAUAAAAAUUUUCUUAUAUUUAUAUUGUUUUAUUGUUAUCUUUUUUAUUUUAAUUUUAACUUUUAUUACUGUUAUUGUACAAAAUUGUAGAUAUGGAUAUAUGAGAUGAUUCCGGCUGUUCGUGCAUGUGGAUUUGCAUUGAGAAAAAAUAAAGACUUGCCUCGGAUGAAAAGAUGGAGCGGAACAAAAAAAUUGAAAUGGGUUGACGUGAACAAGAUUUGGUCAAAGAUGCAGGAGGGGCUACCACCAAGACAAAACAUGUUACCGGGUGAUGGUGAGAUGACAUCUUUUUAUUAUAUGUCAUUUCAAGAGUAUGUAUAUGGUGAAGGGAAAGCAGUUCCAUCCCCAGUACGAGACCAUUUUAGGAGACAAGACGAAUCUUCGUCUAGUAUGUCGUCCAGUGGUCGCUCUCAUGGUAGAGGUCGGGGCAGUGGGAAACACAAGCUAGACGAGUUGUUGAAACGGGUACAUGCACUGGAGCAGCAUGUGUUUAUGAAUCAACAAAAACCUACAUAG